Messenger RNA from Theobroma umbraticum, 1323 nucleotides. RefSeq names its product ubiquitin-conjugating enzyme 32 (gene UBC32). Lineage: Eukaryota; Viridiplantae; Streptophyta; Magnoliopsida; Malvales; Malvaceae. The record is from RefSeq and is a predicted model, not a curated record.
CUUUCUCUCUUCGCAUUAAAUAAAUACAAAAAGAAUCUCUCUUUCGAAUUUCAAUUUCUCUCGAAAAUACGUAUUUUAUAUACGGCGGGUUUAGUCAGCUGAUCAGGCGGAGGAGCUGCUGGUGGUGGUAGUAGUGGUGGUAGUAGUGGUGGUUCGACCGUCGAUCAGAUCGUGAUCCGAUGGCUGAAGACAAGUACAACCUCAAGAAUCCGGCGGUGAAGAGGAUUUUACAAGAGGUUAAGGAGAUGCAAUCCAACCCUUCCGAUGAUUUCAUGAGCCUUCCUCUCGAGGAGAAUAUAUUUGAAUGGCAAUUUGCAAUUAGGGGUCCCAGGGAAUCUGAAUUUGAAGGAGGGAUUUAUCAUGGAAGGAUUCAAUUGCCUGCAGAGUAUCCAUUUAAGCCCCCUUCGUUCAUGUUGCUGACUCCAAACGGGCGUUUUGAAACCCAGACUAAGAUUUGCUUAAGUAUUUCUAAUCACCAUCCGGAGCACUGGCAGCCAUCUUGGAGUGUGCGGACUGCUCUAGUGGCACUGAUUGCUUUUAUGCCCACCAGCCCAAAUGGUGCCUUGGGUUCUCUAGACUAUAAGAAGGAAGAGAGACGUGCCCUUGCCAUCAAAUCUCGUGAAGCACCCCCUAAAUUUGGGAAUCCUGAACGCCAAAAACUUAUUGAUGAGAUUCAUGAAUAUAUGUUAAGCAAGGCGCCACCCGUUCCUCAACUCAGUCCUUCACAGGCCUUAGAAGAACAACCUAUGGACAUGGAUGGAGUAACUCAGGCUAGUCAGCAAGAUUCUGUGAGCAUGGCUGCUGGGGAUGGGCUCCCAAAUCAUGCAGUAGGUGACAGGGUUGUCGAAGAAGAGCCUGUGGCUCCAGCCAAUGCUAAUCCUGCUCCUGCUGAAAUCAGGGUCGUGAGAGAGGCUCCUGCCAGGGGACCAAAUAAUCAGCCGCUGCAAGGGCCAGAGAUGAGGGUUCAAAAAUCUGCUGACGAUCGCUUGUUUACAUGGGCUGCUGUUGGACUUAGCAUUGCAAUUUUGGUUCUUUUGUUGAAGAAGUUUUUGAAAUCUAGUGGACAUGGUGCUGUUUUCAUGGAUGGGUCAUAGAUCCAGCGAGGAUCUACUAUGUCCUGUACUUCGCGCUGACAGAUUGGUUCGAGAAGAAACAGGAAUCUAUCAAGAUUUUUAUUUACAUCUAGAGUGGAUCGAUUUGUAAUAUAGUAUGCCAUCUUGAAAAUAUUAGCUAUCGUAAGUAAUGGUAUAUGUCAGCAAUCAAUUAUCAUAUGUAAGCAUGAUUAAUACACUUAUAAUUUUGAUUAUUCAUUGCUUGGUGAAA